Cuculus canorus (common cuckoo) is the source of this 5421-nucleotide messenger RNA. RefSeq names its product RAB11B, member RAS oncogene family (gene RAB11B). Gene Ontology annotation, molecular function: GTP binding; GTPase activity. Lineage: Eukaryota; Metazoa; Chordata; Aves; Cuculiformes; Cuculidae. Gene Ontology annotation, cellular component: recycling endosome. The coding region runs from base 96 to 752 and encodes 218 amino acids. Gene Ontology annotation, biological process: constitutive secretory pathway; regulated exocytosis. The transcript has 5 exons. The record is from RefSeq and is a predicted model, not a curated record.
GGCGCUGAUUGGCUGUCGCGCGGCCCCGCCCCGCCCCCUCCCUCGCUGGGCCGCGCUCGGGGCCUGGCAGCCAAAGGCUCGGCGCCGCCAUCGCUAUGGGCACCCGCGACGACGAGUACGACUACCUCUUCAAAGUUGUGUUGAUUGGAGACUCUGGAGUUGGGAAGAGUAAUCUGCUGUCACGUUUCACACGUAAUGAGUUCAAUUUGGAGAGUAAGAGUACCAUUGGGGUGGAAUUUGCUACCAGGAGCAUCCAGGUGGAUGGGAAGACGAUAAAAGCACAGAUCUGGGAUACUGCAGGACAGGAGCGAUACCGUGCCAUUACUUCAGCGUAUUACCGUGGCGCUGUUGGGGCUCUCCUUGUCUACGACAUUGCCAAACACCUCACCUAUGAGAACGUGGAGCGCUGGUUAAAGGAGCUUCGGGAUCACGCAGACAACAAUAUUGUCAUCAUGCUGGUGGGUAACAAGAGUGACCUUCGCCACCUGAGAGCUGUGCCCACCGACGAGGCCCGGGCCUUCGCAGAAAAAAAUAACUUAUCUUUUAUUGAAACAUCUGCUCUGGAUUCAACAAAUGUAGAAGAAGCCUUCAAGAACAUCCUCACAGAAAUCUACCGCAUUGUCUCGCAGAAGCAGAUUGCAGAUCGGUCUGCACACGAUGAGUCUCCUGGCAACAACGUAGUUGACAUCAGCGUCCCACCAACCACCGAUGGACAGAAAUCCAACAAACUCCAGUGCUGUCAGAACCUGUGACCUCCUGUAGAUGACUCCUGUGCCCUUCACUUUGUCUGUGCUUCAUUUAGAAACCUGUGUGCACUUAUCUCCUGUGAUUCAGUGACUCCCUCUCCCUCCUUUACCCCCUUCCCAACUCCCUCCUUUCAUGUUAGAGCUUUAAUCGUAGGGCUAACAUUCCCCUGCCUCUGAAAUACCCUUCAGUGUGGUGACUUUUGGGCUUGAAAUGUAGGCACUGAUCUGAUAGACGUGUUUGUGUUGGAACAUCUGCUGCUGGAUAUUAUCCCAUGAAACACUCUCCUCAAAUGGUUUGGGUUCUUUAUUCUGGGAGAGAAACCAUGGAGACUUGACUGUAACAGCUGAAGAAAUAACUACAUUUAGGUGACAAGGUUUUUUCCUCACGUAGUCAGAUUUUUUUUUUAAUUGUGUUUCUGUAAACAUGGGGGAGAAAUUAAAAGAAAAUGGCUAUCCUACCAAACGCUCUAUUUUCUGUCCUGAUAAAGUCUCACAGGGAGGUUUUUAGUGGCUGCACACACAGAAAGCUGUUGACGAUAACAUUACUUAUGAUGUAAUUGCCCCUAACGCAGUUAGUCUGGCUGUGUAGUUUACAGUUUCCUGCUUGGGAAAUCUUCCUCUAUUUGUGUUUUAUUUGGGAACAAUGAAGUAUGUCUGCAUUGCUUUCUCUGCCACCAUGGAUGCCUGUGCUGCUUGCACAGGCUUUAGGAAGUGGCUUAGUAUUUAUUCAUGGCUUAUGUUAAUCAGUUAACGUUACUGUAUAGUAAGUGCCAGCAUAUUGAUUUCAGAAACCGUUUGCAAUCUGUACAAGUAGGCUUCUUUUGUCCUGUAGAUCAGUGUCCGAAAGCAGGAAUCCUCUCUAGUUCCAGGAUUUUUUUGCAUGCUGCUCUUUCUCUCCUACCCCUGUUUGAGUGAGUGAAGCAAUAUUUUCAUGUCAUGUAUAUACCUGCACUUGUAAGGGUUUUGGUUGUUGUAGAGAAACACAAUACUUUAUACAUUUUGUAAAACUCCUGCCGAACCAUAGCAUCUCGAACUUUCUCUUCAUGUUCUUUCACUAUUAACCUUGUGCAUAAUCCUCUUGACCUCUACUAAAACGCAUAAUAUUAAGAUUUCACGUAAUAGCUACUAACCCGUUGUUUUCCUCUUACUCUGUUUUACUGAAUCGCAGACUGUAAUUCUCAUAUGAUUGUACUUCACCUGAUUUAACAGAUCUGUCAUCAGCAGGGCUAACUCCUAUAAUGCUUUGUUUUGCUGAAUGGGAAGAAUGUUACCACCACUUUGAGUAGUCAGUCUCUCGCUAGCUUGUGGAAAUCCUCUGCGAUGAUGGCUUUCCAUCGUUCACUGGCUCUUACACACUUGCAUCCCCUCCGGUGUGCAUUGAAUGUUGUGGUGAGGCAAUCGCUGGGUGACGUACUCUAAAGGAAGAGUUGGAAACCAUCUGCUUUCUCUGGAGGCUAGUGAAGCGAUUUGCAGUCACUUUUUGCUCUGUAUUCUGAGACUGUACCUCACUUGGUGAAUCCUACCUGCAUAUUAGUGAGUUGAUUUUUUUCCUUUUCUGAUACAAAGCAAAUAUGAAACUGUGAAUUGUGCUUGAAGGGGAAAACUGACAUUCCAGUCUCCACUGUUCUGUCUGGUUAUGGAAUAAAAUUAAGGGCGGCUAACUCUGAUGGCUUUUCUUUUGUAAGACUUCCAGACCAAUGCCUUUAACUUUGCACUGUAAGUACCUGAAGAGCUCUAAUUCACAGCAGCGGGUGCGGGUGGUGCCUGGCACUUCCACUUUCCAACUUCUAGAGGAUGCAUACAAGGUGAAGGAGUGCGUGCCUGCAGGCAAAUAGCAUUGCAUGAGGAUGUGAAUUCCUCUUUAGGCAUCACAGUGCUCUGUCCUAAGGGUGUCCCAGUUCAGGAAGCAGUUUCAUCAGUAUUUACUUCAUUGGCAUCAUGAUGAGAGAAGGUGCAAGCCAGUGGAAACUGGAGGAGUCUCCUUUCCAAGGUCCUAGACCAGGCUGAGGUGUGCAGUCAGUGUUAAAAGAGCGGUGGACGAGCCCACUGUCAGAGAAUGGGGAAUGCUGAGAUACUGAAAAUAGUUCAUUCAAGAGCAGGUGGACGCUAGUGGAGCUGGGCUCCUUAAUUCUUGAGCACAACUUUUCUAAAGAAAUGAGUUGGACAGCAUGAAGAAGAAUCAUGCUGUUAACAAAGACUUUUUAGUUCAGAGUGAUGUAUUAAUGUGUUUACUCUGCAAAUCCUGUUCUUAAGGCAGUGUUUCUAGAGUCGGUUGGGCCUGGUAUAAGAAGUUGAGAAGCUGUUUAAUCACUUCUUUGUCUCUUAAGAGAUUUUCUUUAGUCUUUGACUUUGUGGAAGGUGCUAAACUUUGCCUCAGAGUCCCAAUGAAAGGUUUGUGUCUAGGGUGCAAGUGUUGUUAAAUUAGGUGUGUAUUGAAAGAGACUUUGUACAACCAAAGCCCUCUCCGAGCAGGUGGAUCUUGGACCCCUUCUGUUCAUGCUGGUGGGGUUGGGUUGCUGGAGAUCUGUUGUGUGACGUGGAAAGGCCUCCUGCCUUUUGCUGCAGGACUGUUUGGUGUACCCGAGAUGUGAGAAGUGUGUGCGCACACACAGAGCUUAUGUGAGCACUGUGAAUUAAGUGGUGGUUUUAUCUGCUGGUUACGCAGUUUAUUGGAUGAGGUAUUGACACUCAGAUUGCGCUGCUGCAAUCCAGGCAGUUGGAGAUGCAUCUGUGGGUUUGAUUCGGCUGAGCCCGGGGCCAUUAGCGCCAGUAGAAAAAGGACAGUGAGCAGUUCUGCCUUGUGAAACCACUUUCCUAGGCACGGAGAGGGAAAAUGCUUUUGAUCUGGAGUACCCUGCUGUCCUGAAAGCAUGCAUGCCUCAAGCUGUAGCUACAACCCCACCCGCUGUUGGCCAUGGCUGCUGAAAUCGCAGAGGGAAAGACUUGGAAGAAUCCUGAGGAAGUGAGAACUGUUGAAGAGCUGUCUGACACUCCAAGCAGCUCUCCAGCAAGCCAGACUCCUCAGCCAUGCUGUCCUGAUGUGAAAACAAUGGUAAUAUCUAACACCCGUGGACGGCUCCGUGCUGCAGCUUCACUGGCUCUGUGUCUUUCAGCAUCACUGUCAGGGAAACAGAAAAGAUUCCAGCUCUCUUCCAUCUGCUAGAAGAGGUUUGAUGGCAGAACUUGGCUUAUGUGAAACUCCCAAUGACAGGAAAGCUGCCUGUGGAAGCAGGAAUAUGUGCUGUGCUUGCUUUACGUAGAUGUCAAGUUCAUUUUACUAUUCAAAAAUAACACUAAAAGGUACUGGGUGCUUAGCACCCAGCGUCAGCGAUUCAAACCGCAGUUGAAGGCUCCUGCUGAUAUUCAGAACAAGUUCUCCAAUGCAGUAUUAAACCAGAGCUUUUCUGCUAACUACCCUGUUGAUUAUAGGGAGAGUAAAGGCCAAAAAUCACACAAAAGUGACUUUGGUGGUGAGCAGGUAAUCAUAAAGUAGAUGCACUUUCAUUUACUCAAUCAAACUUCUUCCUAUCAAGUCAGGUGGUUACAGACUGGGUGAGUUAAAGUCUGGGAUCUCCACCAAGAGUUUGUAUCCUGCGCUGACCAAGAAAGUUUGGUUCACAGGGAAGUUUUAAAGCUCUAUACUUGUAUAAAUGUAGAAAUGCAGUUGAUGAGUGACUGCUUGCUACUUUGUUAGUAAGACUUUGUGUGUGUGCUGCUGAAACCAUCGACAUUUGGUAAAAGGAAAAGGCCCUGUGAUCCCUUUUUCCCCCCCUGUGGCUCCUUCUGAGCACUUAAAGCAGGUUAGAAGCUGUAGAAGGAUGGGUGCACCUUAGAGAUCCCCCAGUUUGGAUGCUGUGCUGUUGGAGCACUUGCAAUGACCCCACAGUGCGUGGAAAGGCUGGCGACAGGGUAAUAUUGUGUGAACAGGAGAAAGUGGACGUGCCGCGAUGGUGAGGACUGGUCUGUGCCUUUUAUUUGAGUAGAUCACUUAAAAGCUGCUUGGAAAAUUGUACAGUAGGUAUUUUUGCUUCCCAACUCUUGGAUUCCUGCAUGGCGUCAUAUUCCAGAAGUUGUGGGUCUGUUUGUGAGCCCUUAAUGGUUGAGUCUUACCUGUGCUUGGCGAUUAUAUCUGUUCCAAGCAUGAAGGAAGAAUUUGCUUAGAGGUUCUGGACUCUGUAGAAGAAAAAAGAUCCUAAUGAAAUGACUCGAUCACUUAGGGAGAGGCCUUUUUCCUUCAUUAAAAAAACCCUAGGAAAAACAGUAUGAAAGGUAAGGGCCUGAAUUGCAAAUAAGCAAAGGAAAACCAGGCAAUGACAGGCAAAGACUAAUUGUCCUGCGAGCAGAAUGCAGUGAGUCAGGGCUAUGGUUGGGUUCUCUUGGCUUGCAGACUAAUGGAUAAUGUGGUUUGGAUGGUGAUUGAUGGAAUGUUUCCAUGAGAUGAGGAUCUCCAGGGCUGCACUGUUUCAGUAAAUAACAGUAGUUCUUAAUUAAACCAGUCAGAUAAUGCUCAGCAGUGUUGUCUGUCAGGCUUUGCGGGCUAUCGAUAGCACUGGACCUUCCAUUUAUUUUUGUUCCUGGUUCCUGUGUUAAGUGCAAUUCACUCUGUAAAUAUACACAUCCCUUGGUUUUUGUGCAUGGUUAUGAUGUAUUGUGGAUAUAAAGAUUGCCAAAUCAC